AAAAGAUUAGAUGUUCGAAGCCAAGUUUGAAGAUGGUGUCUUAUUUAAAAAGAUUGUUGAAGCAAUUAAGGAAUUGGUAAAAAAUGUAAAUCUUGAAGCCAACGGAACAGGAAUUUCAUUAUAAGUAUAAUUAUGAUUGAUUUCAAUUUAAGGCUAUGGAUACCUCUCAUGUUGCUUUGGUUGCAUUAUAAUUGAAUGAGAAGGGAUUCAAAAAAUACAGAUGUGAGAAAUCACUCACUAUGGGUUUGAGUAUUGAGAAUUUAUAAAAAAUUUUGAAGUGUUCUGGAAAUGAUGACUAGAUUACUCUUAGAACUCAAGAGGAAGAACCAACAACAUUAUCAUUCACUUUCGAAUCGAAAAGUAAGUUUUUAAUAAAUAUGAAAUUAGACCGAAUAAGUGAGUUCCAAUUGAAUUUGAUGUCUUUGGAUCAAGAACAAUUAGGUGUUCCAGACACCGAUUAUUCUUCAGUAAUCAAAAUGCCAUCGAAUGAAUUCACAAAAAUCUGCAGAGAGUUAGGCAACAUAAAUGAGGCAAUUGGUAUUGAAACAUCUAAAGAUGGAAUCAAGUUUUAUGUGAAAGGAGACAUUGGAGAGGGACAAGUGUCAGUGAAAUCUAAUGAUGGAGAAAAGAAAGAGGAGAGAGUAGAAUGCGAUGUUGAUGAACCUGUGAAUCUGAGUUUUGCUGUUAGGUAUACAAUACAAUUCUAUGUCUUAAUAGAUACUUCAAUUUGUUUAAUAAGGCAUCUGCAUUGUCACCUUAAGUUAUAUUGUCUAUGUCUCAAGAUUAACCAUUAGUGAUUGAAUAUUAAAUUGAAAAUAUGGGAUCAUUAAAAUUGUAUUUAGCUCCAAAAAUAAAUGAUGAUGAAUAAUAAUGA
Molecule: messenger RNA, 874 nt
Organism: Paramecium octaurelia
Lineage: Eukaryota; Ciliophora; Oligohymenophorea; Peniculida; Parameciidae
Source: the annotation of a GenBank genome assembly